Molecule: messenger RNA, 848 nt
Organism: Ochotona princeps (American pika)
Lineage: Eukaryota; Metazoa; Chordata; Mammalia; Lagomorpha; Ochotonidae
Gene: YIPF6
Product: Yip1 domain family member 6
Exons: 8
Coding region: 35-787 (250 amino acids)
Biological process (GO): endoplasmic reticulum to Golgi vesicle-mediated transport
Cellular component (GO): trans-Golgi network; membrane
Source: RefSeq, a predicted model, not a curated record
CAAGCCGGAGCCAGAAACACCUGAAGAGGGCAAGAUGAAGUUCCGCAAAGAGCUGUGGGUACGACCCCGGAGAAGGAGGCCCAAGAUGGCGGAAGCGGCGCAGUCUCCAGGAGACCCGGGGACAUCGCCCAAGCCGUUGUUUGCAGGCCUUUCUGAAAUAGCCAUUUCCCGUGACAUUCCUAUUGAAGGCGAAAUCACUAUUCCUGUGCGAUCCAGGAUUCGAGAAUUUGACACUUCUACAUUGAAUGAAUCUGUCCGUAACACCAUUAUGCGUGAUCUCAAAUCAGUUGGGAAAAAGUUCAUGCAUGUUUUGUAUCCCAGGAAAAGCAGUGCCCUUUUGAGAGACUGGGACUUGUGGGGACCUUUGAUCCUUUGUGUGGCACUGGCACUGAUGCUGCAAAGAGGAUCUGAUAAUGAAAAAGACGGAGGACCCCAGUUUGCUGAAGUAUUUGUCAUUGUCUGGUUCGGAGCAGUUACCAUCACACUCAACUCAAAACUUCUUGGCGGAAACAUCUCAUUUUUUCAGAGUCUGUGUGUGUUGGGUUACUGUAUCCUCCCCCUGACAGUAGCGCUACUGAUUUGCCGAUUGAUACUCUUGGCUGAACAGGGACCCAUAAACUUCAUGAUUCGUCUUUUCGUUGUCAUCGUAAUGUUUGCCUGGUCUGUCAUCGCCUCCACCGCGUUUCUUGCUGACAGUCAGCCACCCAACCGGAAGGCUCUCGCAGUUUAUCCCGUUUUCCUCUUCUACUUCGUUAUCAGUUGGAUGAUUCUCACCUUUACUCCCUAGCAGCUCAGUAAAUGUGUGAACUGGAAACGCAUCUUUCAGAUGCAGUUUACCGUUCCACUUA